UGUACCCCACACUAUUAUCACUAUGACCACCACCAGCGCGUGUUUGUAGUUAAAGAAAGGCCUUUUCUGUUAUUUUUCUUGUGUGUGUUGUUUGGAGUCUUGCAUUGCAUGAGCUAAAACCCCUUUUCUCUUCUCUGCUCUGCUUGCUUUGCCCCUGUAACAGUGUGUGGGUCUCUGUCUCUGGCGUUUUCUCCGCGCAUCCGUGUCGUGUCGGCCAUCCAAUUCAUCACUCUAGAAUCCCAGCAAAAUUCACUCACAAAAAAGUAUAUUCUGUUUCACAAUUUCAGCUACAAUUAUGGAGCUUCAGAUUUUGUUGCAGAGAUUAUUGAGUAGUCAGUUACACAAUUUUUUAUUUUUUUAAAAUUGUUUCUGGUUUUGAUUUUUCAUCUUUCUUCCUCUAAUCUUGUGCCCCAGACAGGACAGGGACUCAGUCUGAAAACUCUUGUUUUUGCCUCUAACACUGUUUUCAAUUUUAUUUUUCUGAAAUGAAUUCAAUCCCAAUUUUUUUCAACCUUUAAUUAUCUGGGUAUUUGAGAAAAAGUGAAAAACCAGUUUUAAAUAAAAGGCUGAUACUAGUAUGUCACUGAAAUUAAGACCAUGGAAUUCUGAGUUGUGAGCCUGUGAUGCUUUUUCAGGAAUUUGCAGUGAAAAAAAGUUGCUAUAUUUAGCUAUAAUUGAGAUGAUGGUGAGUACAGAGUCAAAGGAGAAAUUGAAAGAGGUGGUGGAGAGGUGUUUAGAUCCUCAGCUAUGGCAUGCUUGUGCUGGAGGGAUGGUGCAAAUGCCACAGGUGAAUGCUAAGGUCUUCUACUUCCCUCAGGGUCACGCAGAACAUGCAUGUGAGCCUGUGGAUUUCAGAAGUUACAACAAACUUCCAUCUUGCAUUCAAUGCAGAGUCACAGGUAUCAAAUACAUGGCUGAUCCUGAAACAGAUGAGGUUUGUGCAAGAAUUAGGCUUGUUCCUCUUCACAGCAAUGAGGUUGAUUUUGAUGAUGAUGGUGUUGGAGGGGGAGUCAAUGAAACCAAGGAUAACAAACCCCCUUCUUUUGCAAAAACAUUGACACAAUCUGAUGCCAACAAUGGCGGUGGUUUUUCUGUUCCUAGGUAUUGUGCAGAGACAAUUUUCCCUCGUUUGGACUAUUCAGCUGAUCCUCCUGUUCAGAACAUCUUGGCUAAAGAUGUUCAUGGUGAGAUAUGGAAAUUCAGACACAUUUAUAGGGGCACGCCGAGGCGGCAUCUUUUGACUACAGGGUGGAGCACUUUUGUCAAUCACAAGAAGCUUAUUGCAGGGGACUCAAUUGUGUUUCUGAGAGCAGAGAAUGGAGAUCUUUGUGUUGGAAUUCGGCGCGCUAAAAGGGGUGGUAGUGGUGGUGGACCGGAUCCUUCAUCAGGCUGGAAUUCCGCUGGUGGAACCGGAUUUCACCCUUUAUCUUAUGCAGGAUUUGCAGACAGUAACCAACUCCUGAGAAACGGUCAUGGUAAUGGCAAUGGAUUGAGCCCAACGAGUGCGAGUUUGAUGUGUAGGGGGAAGGUGAGGGCACAAGCAGUGAUUGAGGCUGCUACACUUGCUGCUAAUAUGCAGCCAUUUGAGGUGGUUUACUAUCCUCGGGCAAGUACUCCGGAGUUUUGUGUUAAGGCCUCUUUGGUUAGAGCAGCAAUGCAGGUUAGGUGGUGUCCUGGAAUGAGGUUCAAGAUGCCCUUUGAAACCGAGGACUCCUCGCGGAUUAGUUGGUUUAUGGGAACUGUGUCCUCUGUUCAGGUUGCUGAUCCAAGAUGGUCAGACUCUCCUUGGAGACUUCUACAGGUUGCAUGGGAUGAACCAGAUUUACUUCAAAAUGUUAAAAGGGUGAGCCCUUGGCUGGUUGAAAUCGUGUCGAACAUGCCUAACAUCCACCUUUCCCCUUUCACGCCACCGCGAAAGAAAAUGAGAUUGCCUCAACACCCAGAUUUCCCCCUCGAUGGCCAGAUUUCAGUGCCAACAUUUCCCGGCAACCACCUUCUAGGUCCCGGAACUUCCUUCGAUCGUUUAUACGAAAAUAGUCCUGCUGGCAUGCAGGGAGCCAGGCAUGCUCAUUAUGGUAUAUCCUUAUCAGAUCUCCACCUCAGUAAACUGCAGUCAGGUCUAUUUUCAUCUAAUUUCACUCAAUUUGAUCAUAUUCAUCAUGCUGCUGCUGCUACACCAAUGAGGGUCCCCAACAUUAACCCAACAUUGCAAAAACCCAGCACUAGUGAAAAUAUCUCUUACUUACUAUCCAUGACAACAACAACAAACUCUACUCAGUCUAAGAAACCUGAUGAUGAUGAUGUGAAGCCGCCUCGACUUGUGCUUUUUGGCCAAACGAUUCUCACAGAGCAACAAAUCUCUCUGAGUUCAUCCGCUGACAACACAGUUUCCCCGGUUCUUACUGGAAACAACAGUUCAUCGGAUGGAAAUGCAGAUAAAAAGACUAAUUUUUCUAAUGGUUUUGGAUCUGCUCUUGAUCGGCAAGAUAGUUUGCCUAGUUUGGAGACAGGUCACUGUAAAGUUUUUAUGGAAUCAGAAGAUGUAGGAAGGACCAUGAACCUCACAUUACUCAAUUCUUAUGAUGAACUGUACAAAAAACUAGCUGAUAUGUUUGGGAUACAAAAAUCUGGGGUGUUGAGUCAUGUGCUCUACUGUGAUAAAACAGGAGCAGUUAAACACAUUGGAGAUGAAGCAUUCAGUGACUUCACCAAAACAGCUAGGAGGUUGACCAUUCUAAUGGAUUCCAGCAGCGACAAUGGGAGAGUUUAGUGAGAGAGAGAGAGGAAGAUAAAUAAACUAUCUUUUCAAUUGUACAGCUGGUUGGUCAAUUUCUCAAUUGCCAUUUUGACCCCUCACCCUUAUUCAAGCAAUUGAUAGCAUGUUCGAAUUCACAUUCAGGUCUUCCCGAAUCAAUUCUAUUACCACAAAAGCUGCUAGGAACAGCUUCUCUCAUGAUCAAUUUUUCCAACGUGAAAAAUUACCGCGUCUUCAAACAUGCACUGAUUGGAAGGAGAUAGUCUGAUCUAUUUUGGAUAUUAAACUGGACUAAUGUUUCUCUUGUAUCUCCAAGGGACAUUUGGAUUUGAAUUUUUUUCAUGAGUUUGGAUUUCCGUUAAACUAACUCAUAUCAACGUUUGAGUCUACGUGACAAAAUUUUGCUUGUCCGCCGAUGCAUUGAGAUGUGUUUUUUCUGCUAGAAACUAGAGGGGGACUUCAAGUGAUGGUUGCUCA
Molecule: messenger RNA, 3232 nt
Organism: Lotus japonicus
Lineage: Eukaryota; Viridiplantae; Streptophyta; Magnoliopsida; Fabales; Fabaceae
Product: auxin response factor 18-like
Exons: 4
Coding region: 680-2770 (696 amino acids)
Biological process (GO): response to hormone; regulation of DNA-templated transcription
Cellular component (GO): nucleus
Molecular function (GO): protein binding; DNA binding
Source: RefSeq, a predicted model, not a curated record